Molecule: messenger RNA, 2298 nt
Organism: Aspergillus japonicus CBS 114.51
Lineage: Eukaryota; Fungi; Ascomycota; Eurotiomycetes; Eurotiales; Aspergillaceae
Product: Zn-dependent exopeptidase
Exons: 5
Coding region: 1-2298 (765 amino acids)
Biological process (GO): sulfate assimilation
Molecular function (GO): 3'(2'),5'-bisphosphate nucleotidase activity
Source: RefSeq, a predicted model, not a curated record
AUGAAGGUUAUCGCAACCCUUGCGCUAGGCGCAACAGCUUCCACAGCCGUAUUGGGGGCUGUGCUACCGCAGCAAGAACCAUUAACAGAACUCAGCGUUCACCAUGGGCAAGAACGUUAUCUGAUCGAGCUUGCUCCUUAUCAGACAAGAUGGGUGACAGAGGAAGAGAAAUGGGCUCUGAAAUUGGAUGGCGUGAACUUCAUCGAUAUCACCGCUGAGCGAAACACUGGCUUCUACCCUACACUGAACGCCGGCAGCUAUGUCCACUACCCGGUUCAGAUGGAACACUCGGAGGAGGUCGCCCCACUCCUCCGCAAUCUAUCCAAGGAUAACAUGGAGAAGAAUCUGGAGCAUUUCACUUCCUUCCAUACUCGUUACUAUCGGUCAGCGACCGGCGUCGAGUCAGCGACGUGGCUUUACGAGCAGGUCCUUGAUGUGAUCAAGGCGUCGGGCGCCUCAAAGCAUGGCGCGACCGUGGAACAGUUUUCCCACCCCUGGGGUCAAUUCAGUAUCAUCGCCCGGGUUCCAGGCCAGACAAACAAGACUGUUGUGCUGGGUGCUCACCAGGACAGCAUCAAUCUGUUCCUCCCGUCGAUUCUGGCGGCGCCUGGUGCGGAUGAUGAUGGAAGUGGUACCGUUACUAUUCUUGAAGGCUUGCGGGGUCUGCUGCAGUCAGACACCGUUGCCAAGGGGAAAGCCCCGAACACAGUGGAGUUCCACUGGUACUCGGCGGAGGAAGGUGGUAUGCUUGGCUCCCAGGCUGUUUUCUCUCAGUACAAGAAAGAUAAGCGGGAUGUCAAGGCCAUGCUCCAGCAAGAUAUGACCGGAUACAUCCAAGGGUCGUCUGAUGCGGGCCGCAAGGAAGCCGUCGGAAUCAUGGUCGACUAUGUCGAUCGGGGGCUGACACAGUUCCUGAAGGACGUCAUUAAAGAGUACUGCAAAAUAGGACACAUCGAGACUAAGUGCGGCUAUGCUUGCUCUGACCACACAUCAGCGAGCAAGUACGGGUAUCCAUCUGCAAUGGCAACCGAGUCUGAGAUGGAGAACAGCAACAAGAAGAUUCACACAACCGAUGAUCGAGUCAAGUAUCUGAGUUUCGAUCACAUGCUGGAGCAUGCGAAGUUGACCGUAGGCUUUGCCUAUGAACUGGCUUUUGCUCCGUUUCAGUCCCUGCGUGCACCUGAGUACGAGGCGGUCGCGAUCCCCCUCUCUCACCGUUAUUGCUCAACACGCUACCUCAUCAUGGACUCCUCCAUCCCCUACUCGAAAGAAUUGCAACUGGCCUGUCUGACGGUGCAGAGAGCUACGUUAGCGACCAAAAAGCUACUCGAGGCUGUCGAUAAAGGGUCGUUCGACAAGAGUGAUUCUACCCCUGUCACCAUCGCCGACUUUGCUGCCCAAGCAUUGAUCAUCGCCGCUAUUCAUCAUGCCUUCCCUGAUGACGUGUUUGUUGGUGAGGAAAGCGCGACUGCCCUGCGAUCCGACCCGGCCCUGCUCGAGCGAACGUGGGAGCUGGUCGCUUCUACCCGAUUGACAGACGAGGAAAGCGAUGCGCAGCUCUAUACUCCAAAGACAAAGGAGGAAAUGUUGGAGAUCAUCGACUUGGGGGCCCAGGGUACAUGCGGCUCGCAGAAUCGUGCCUGGGUGUUGGAUCCAGUGGACGGGACGGCGACCUUCAUUCAAGGUCAGCAGUAUGCCGUCUGCCUGUGUCUCUUGGAGAAUGGACGCCAGAAGGUUGGUGUUCUGGGCUGCCCAAACAUGAAUCUGGAGAAGGGAUAUAUCCACGAGGAUAUAGUAGAUCGAGAAGGUUAUGGGCAUCAGGUGUUUGCCGUUGCUGGUCACGGCGCAUACAUGAGAAAGAUGGAUACGGGCGCUCUCCUGCCUGCCCACAAGCUCGAGCCUAAACCUACAAUCACAGACCCCAAGGACCUCGUCUUCGUCGAUUGUGCGGGUGGAUCAUCGGAUAUCAACGUACAUGCCCGCCUUGCAUCUCAGCUGGGCGCCCCUUGGCCGCCUAAGACAGAUCUCUGGGCUACGCAGUUGCGGUACAUCGCGGUCGCGGUUGGAGGAUGCAAUGCUUCCAUGAAGAUCCCACGCAAGGCUUCUUAUCGGUCGAAGAUCUGGGACCAUGCGGGCGGGAUGUUGAUUGUCGAGGAGGUUGGCUGCAUUGUUAGCGACCUUGCUGGUCGUCCGGUUGACUGCAGCCUGGGGCGUACUUUGGCGGGAUGCCACGGGAUGAUUGUUGCGCCGUCGUCUAUCCACCAACGAUUUGUGGACGCUGUGCAACAGAUUAUGUAA